Pollicipes pollicipes is the source of this 3514-nucleotide messenger RNA. Its product is annotated as transcription factor SOX-21. The coding region runs from base 1120 to 1440 and encodes 106 amino acids. Lineage: Eukaryota; Metazoa; Arthropoda; Thecostraca; Pollicipedomorpha; Pollicipedidae. The transcript has 2 exons. The record is from RefSeq and is a predicted model, not a curated record.
GUGGGUGGGGGCUACUGUGACCAGGCUUCCGGUGGCUGCCAGCAGCGGCCGGAAGAGGCCCGCUUCCGGUCUGGUCUGGGCGCUGCAGGCUUGCAACAAACCACCGCGUAUGCUCGUUGAUGGGUAUGUGGCGAAGGCCAUCGUGGUUUGGCACGGAAUGGUUGCAAACAGAUGUAAGAGAGUAAGAAAAUGCUCCGCAUUAUGGGGGCCAUAUGCGGCCCUAACAAUGAGGACGACACUAUGGGACUUUUAUUUUUGGACGCUUUAAGGACUUUCUCAGCGCCAGGUAGCGUUGAAUGCUCUCUAGGGGGAGGACAGCGAGCUCCUAGGGCUCUUUGACUGUCAUUUGAGGCCUGACUCCUGAAUACGACCUCCAAAUUGUGCACUUAAGUCGUGCGAGGAUGGAGAGGGUCAGUUUGAUCCCGAAAUAUUUCCUAAAAUAAUUUCCGAACAGUGUGACGUAGCCACGUCAAACUUUGUUUACAUGUAGGCGAUUUAAUAGCCCGUCUUUUUGUGUGAGAAAUUGUAGGUGCCCCUCAAGGUCGCUGACCUGUGAAAGGUAGAAGCCAGGCCAUGGCUGCCAGGGAAAAUGGCUGCAAGAAAAUCGCUCAAUGUGAUACGGUACGGAGUGUUGGAGGAAGCCAUGCGUUUCUAUAUUUUUAGACAAGAAGACGGUUUAGUGUGGGAUUACGACCAAUUGGGUUUACAUUGGAAUAUGUGUGAAGAUCAGACAGAGGUCAACAACUUAUCGGUUUUAUUGCAGAACUUUUUACUUUUUCACUUUUUAAGAGGUAUUUUUUGACACUCAUAGAAUCUCAAGAGAAUUUCACAUUUACCCCAAUCCACUGGCGUCACAUUCAGCCGUUCACCUGGGCGCGUGUUGAUGAUCGGGCCCCAGGGGCCGGACUUCCCCUCUGGACCUAAGGCGGCGGGGCACGUUCCCCCUGUGCCCUCUCCUGCCUUACGCCACUGGGAGGUAUCAUCAUGUGAACAGAGUCGUUACCUGCGAUCCGCAGACAUCACCCAUGGCGACAAGAGCCGCACUUGGACUGCCCGGGCGCCCGUCGCCUGCUCUUGACGCCCCGUGUCUCCUCCGGCAGGCUGCAGCCCCCGCAGUACAUGUACCAGUCACCGUACGUGUCGCAGAACCCGGCGCUGCUGGCCGGCCUCUCGGCCAGCGCGCUGAGCCCCAGCGCCGGCCAGCAGAUGUACGACUACCAGCCGUACGCGGCCAGCUUCCAGGCAGCGGCCGCCGCCGCCGCCGCCGCCGACCCUUACUCGUCACAGGUGGCAGCAGCGAACGCGUUUAUGCCGCAGUACGCUGGGUACCCGGUGCCCGUGAGCUCGGCUCUGGGGGCGCAGCAGAUCUCGCUGGCCAGCUCGCAGUACGCAGCGGCCGCCGCCGCCGCCGCCGCCGCGCAGGAGGCGCGCAUGCAGUGAUGCCGGCCAUCGCUAGAGGCGCUGGCAUCGCCGCCGGCCGCGGCGGUCCGGCCGGCGCGGCGGGGGCAGCGUCGCGCGGCGCGCCUCAGGGCAGGUGCCCCGGACCCGCCAGCGCCGCCAGCAAGACAUCGCCGACACAGGGCGGCUGCCCCGCACAUGGCGGCGCAGUGCCCCGCGGCGGCGGGGGCUAGCGUUACCACGGCAACGGCCCAGUCGGCCGCUGGCCGCGGGACGAGUCAUCCUCUAGUAUAAGAUUCCCCUCACAGAUGUCGCCGCAGUGUCGGCAGCGUUUUGUUCGGCAACUCCGAAAUUUCCAUAGUCCUCUAUUGUUGGUGGUGUAGGCGUUACCAAUCCUGUUAAUUGUUAACGGAGGUCGCGACUGUGGUCAGUUAUACAAAAUACCGAGGGGCGCGGCACGGUCAAAAUAGGACAUUUAUUCCACUACUUUUUAGAGUCCAGUUUCUAAAGCCUUUGACUUCUCUUCAUGUACCGAUUCGCGCAGAUGCUUUGCUUUUUAGCUUCUUUUUCUACAUUGCUAUCUGUAUUUUUUAACUGUGAUGUUGUGGAGGGGCCUUGGCCCCUACCACCUGACCUGCAAGGUCAAGGCCACUGCUGACCUCAAGCACACCGUCAGGGCAAACGGGGCGGACAUUACAGCUUCCCCGCCAGGCAUUGUUCAUAAUGUUGAUAUACACACACACAUCUACGCGUAUGUUACGUGCCAGGCGAUGGCGGCGCGGGUACAGCGCAUGCGCAGUGCAGCGAUACCGCCGGAGGCAGCUCGGCCCGUCCGGAGUCGGGGCCUGCCUCGGCCACUGUUUAACGUUACCGAUCAUGUGUACUUGUUAGAGUAGGCAACUAGCGUUUAAGGCGGGCGACGCCGCGCGGCGUCCGGCGCGGCGGACGACGGCAGUCGGGCGCGCGCGAGAACGAAUGGCUGGGACAACAGCAAGCGAUGUACAUAGUUGCACACACACACGGCGAGAGACGCGCGCCGGGACGCAGGCGGGCGUGCACCACGUUAGGCUAGACAUGAGGGGUGGCGAUGCGGCGCGGUCGGCACAGUCUUGGCCCGGCUCGCCGGACGUUCUAGUCAGGCCGACGGCGCCGCACGCGCCGCCGGCACCUAGAAGCCGCCUGCCGCUUGUUGACGCGACGAAACCGCUGCUCCAAACAGUGCCUUCGACAGCGUGGUGCCUUACAAGUGCCUGUUUUUACCGAGCGACUGCGGCCGUCGGCAGGCAGCGCUGUUUUCGCGUCCGGCGCGGUCAAAACACAUUUCCCAUUUCCAGCGCGCGCUGUUUUGAAUAUGUUUUCGGCCGGCGACGGUGCAUUGAUUCGACGCCGCCGGGCAAUGCACGCCUGUUCGGCUCUCAAAGCUGCAAUUACACGCCGUCUCCCAUGAAUAAUAGAGCCGGUGGUCGGCUAGACCGGCGUCCGGAAUCAGUGCGCGCCCAUCGACCGCUCGAAGCUCAACAAUAUUUGUGCACUGUGCCACUUUGGCCGGCGAUUGGCCGCCUCGUGCCCACUGUGCCACUUUGGCCGGCGAUUGGCCGGCCGCUCGGCCGCCUCGUGCCCACUGCGCGCCGCGCGUGGGGCGUCUUUCACGCAGACACCGCCGGGGCAGCGAAGGAGGGGUGCCGCCGGGCGCGGCGGGUCGCGCCCGGCGCCGGCACCAGCCGCACGCCACACCUGUGUUCUGUUGCUCAAUGCGAGACUGGCGCAGCUGUCUGGUGCAGGCGAGGCGAGGCGGGGCGUGCGGUGGCGCGGCGCCCGGCGGCGCUGACGCCUGCCGACCUUUGGCCUUUGUCCGGCGCCGGUGCAGCGCGGACCGUCCGGGAGGCCGCGCCGGUCUGGGCCGGUCCGGUGUCGGUCCGGUCGCCUCCGGUGUCCGUCGCUAAGUCCGGGCCCCCCAGGUCACGUGGGAGGGACGCCUGGGACUCGAUAUCGUUUAUUGGGCGGCCCCCGGUGUCCGCUAGAUAGGUGACUGGUUCAGUGUAAGCAGACAGACAGGUUUAUGAUCUGUGUAAAAAUGUAGUAAAUUAAUAGGCAUCAAUAAACGGAGGAAAAAGCG